Messenger RNA from Ctenopharyngodon idella (grass carp), 1431 nucleotides. It is a transcript of the gene mei4, whose product is annotated as meiosis-specific, MEI4 homolog (S. cerevisiae). The record is from RefSeq and is a predicted model, not a curated record. Lineage: Eukaryota; Metazoa; Chordata; Actinopteri; Cypriniformes; Xenocyprididae. Gene Ontology annotation, biological process: meiotic DNA double-strand break formation; homologous chromosome pairing at meiosis; DNA recombination. The coding region runs from base 126 to 1310 and encodes 394 amino acids. Gene Ontology annotation, cellular component: lateral element. The transcript has 5 exons.
UCAGUGAGGAGGGCGUGGCUAUUCUGUUUAGCGUUGACUGCUUACACUCGUCUUUUAGGUCUUAUUUUGUCAAUGGAUUUUUUAGGAAAUUACUUUUAUUCGACGUUAAUGUGACAUUUAUUAAAAUGAGUAUACAUAAUCUAAGCGUCUCAGAUUUACAUCCUAAUGUUUGGAGAAGAAUGGAGGAGAAAUCUGCCUCAUUUCGUCAAGGAGCAGUGAGCUGGUAUAUAAGAAUCUCCAGACUGGCUGUGGCUGUGGCUAUUAUUAAGUCCAGACCAUCAGGAGGAGCCAGAGAGUUUGCUGAAUCUCUGGCUGAUCGACUCAGACAGCAGGAUGAAGGUUGGAGGUCUAAAGCUCGAGGUCUUCAUGAAGAUCUGCUGCAUGUCAGACAAGAGCUGCUGCUCACGCGCUUACUGUUCAAGACGAGGAGCAACACUGAGCCAGGACAAGGUCAAGAACUCUCUCAGGACGACCCGCACCAGUUAAAGGGUGACUCCGGCUGUGACACUGAUAACAGCACGGAAACACAAAUAUACAUUGCUAAGGGACCAUGUUUGCCUCCAACCCCUCCAAACAGUCAGAACUUUCCCCUCCAGGACAGGCAGUGGCGCCAGGACCACAGGAUGUUAAAACACAUGCAGUUUCUACAGUGUCUGAGUGGCUUGCGCAGAGUUUGUGAGCCGUCUCUGUGUCGCGAUGGUGAUGUGGUCUGGGAUUCAGUAGUGCAAUUGCUGGAUUCCGUGGUGGAGGUUUUCAGGCAGACACAUGUUGGACAGCCUCUAAAUCACCCAGAGCAGCUGCAUCAUGGAACACAAGUGGUGGCACAGACCCUGAGUCUAGGAGGAACACGUCAUGGGUGUUCAGUGCAGCAUUUUAGCAAAGUGGAAAAUCUGUUGAAGGAGAUGAUCAGUCUACUACUAACCAACCAGCAAUUCAAUGCGUUCUCAGUUCAAGAUGUGCUGUCAGAGUGUCUGCUGGCUCUGGGAGGAAGUUGUGUCCUGAGAACUCCAUUUAUUCAACUCUUAAUGUCUCAGACCAUUCAGCUGGCACAGCAGUUAUGGGAAACCUGUGAGAGGUCCAGAGAGGAGCUGCAGCAUCAGAUGGACUGGAUCCUCUAUCAGAAUUCCUUCUAUGUGUUCUGGCUGCUGGAACAACUUGCACAGGACACUAAUUGUAAUGUAAACCAGGAGCUUGUGAUCCACCUGGAAACUAAAGCGUUAACUCUUGCAGAUGAGUUUCCCCUGUUCUCUCUGUAUAUGUGGCGGAUUGGUGGUCUCUUCAGGGUGAGCAGACAUGAGCUACACCAAUGAGCAGACAUGGGCUGACAGCUGUCAUUUCAAAACUUUGCUCCCUUUUAAGAGCUCACUUUACAUGAAGUGCCUCGUCUAAAAAUAUGAUUUAACUAUUGAUUAAUAAAUUAUAAACCAGUCA